Molecule: messenger RNA, 925 nt
Organism: Heterocephalus glaber (naked mole-rat)
Lineage: Eukaryota; Metazoa; Chordata; Mammalia; Rodentia; Bathyergidae
Source: RefSeq, a predicted model, not a curated record
AUAGGACCCUUUCCUUAUUAAAUGGACAGUAACUCACACACCUGCCACUAAAGAGAAAAGAUAACUUAGAAAAACCCAGUCAGAAAACACUGUACUUAGGAAAGAAGGUGUGCAGAAGUCAGUGUUGGCUGCACUUCUGCUGUAGCCAGGCACAGCUCUCACGUCACUAAAGCUCUUUGAGCCUUUAAUCCCUCAGCCCCUCACUGAUGGUCAUAUUAAGCUAAGAUAACUUAUCUGUUGGGACUUUUUCUAUGCCUAUUUUUUUCAGCAUUAUGGUCCAGAAAUUAAAUGGGUCGAUGGAGGAAAACCACUGUUGAAAGUUUCAACUCAUUUAGUUUCUACAGUGUAUACACAGGAUCAGCAUUUACAUAAUUUUUUCCAGUACUGUCAGAAAACUGAAUCUGGAGCUCAGGCUGUAGGGAAUGAACUUGUAAAAUACCUUAAGAGUCUGCAUGCAAUGGAAGGCCAUGUGAUGAUCGCCUUCCUGCCCACCAUCCUAAACCAGCUAUUCCGAGUCCUCACCAGAGCCACCCAGGAGGAAGUCGCAGUUAAUGUGACUAGGGUCAUUAUUCACGUGGUUGCCCAGUGCCAUGAGGAAGGAUUGGAGAGCCACUUGAGGUCAUAUGUUAAGUAUGCUUAUAAGGCUGAGCCAUAUAUUGCUUCUGAAUAUAAGACAGUGCAUGAAGAGCUGACUAAAUCCAUGACCACCAUUCUCAAGCCUUCUGCCGAUUUCCUCACGAGCAACAAACUCCUAAAGUAUUCUUGGUUUUUCUUUGAUGUGCUGAUAAAAUCCAUGGCUCGGCAUUUGAUAGAAAACUCCAAAGUUAAGGUAUGUUACUCCAUGUGGAGGCUUGUGUCUCCUUCAUUGUGUGUGCAGCUAACAUUUCUGACUGUUUUAUAUGUGCCAGUUCUGGGACUAUCCUGA